Messenger RNA from Sus scrofa (pig), 3920 nucleotides. RefSeq names its product glycine receptor subunit alpha-4. Gene Ontology annotation, biological process: monoatomic ion transmembrane transport. Gene Ontology annotation, cellular component: plasma membrane. Lineage: Eukaryota; Metazoa; Chordata; Mammalia; Artiodactyla; Suidae. The record is from RefSeq and is a predicted model, not a curated record. Gene Ontology annotation, molecular function: transmitter-gated monoatomic ion channel activity; transmembrane signaling receptor activity; glycine binding.
CUCCCCUCCAAGACUCUCCUGGGUUUGGAGAGUGAUUGCUGCCCAAAAAGAAUCUCCCUCAGCACCGGGCCGGCAGGCUAAGGCCCUCCGGAGCCCCCAGGCGAGCCAGAGCAGGAGCCGGUAGGGUUAUCUGUGUCAGGAUCACUGCCAGGGGAAUAGUUCUGGCCCCUGACUGAUAACGACAGGGCAGAGAAGAGAGAAGAGGAGAGAGACAGACAGACAGACAAAGAGAGAGCGAGCAGGCAACUCCUAGCCCCCCUCGGGUUCCUUGCAAGCGGCCCAAGUAGGACGAAGGCUCUGUACUUUCUGCUUGGUGGCCAGGCUGAGAAAGGACUCCAAGGGUCCCCUCGGAAUGACAACUCUCAUCCCAGCAACCCUCUCCUUCCUUCUCCUCUGGACCCUGCCAGGGCAGGUCCUCCUCAGGGUGGCCUUGGCAAAAGAGGAAGUCAAAUCUGGGAUCAAGGCAUCCCAGCCUAUGUCCCCCUCUGAUUUCCUGGACAAGCUUAUGGGGCGGACAUCUGGAUAUGAUGCCCGGAUUCGGCCCAAUUUUAAAGGCCCACCAGUGAACGUGACCUGCAACAUCUUCAUCAACAGUUUUGGCUCUGUCACUGAGACUACCAUGGACUACCGGGUGAAUGUCUUCUUGCGGCAGCAGUGGAAUGACCCGCGCCUGGCCUACCGAGAAUAUCCCGAUGACUCACUGGACCUCGAUCCCUCCAUGCUAGACUCGAUCUGGAAGCCAGACCUGUUCUUUGCCAAUGAGAAGGGGGCUAAUUUCCACGAGGUGACCACGGACAACAAGUUACUACGCAUCUUCAAGAAUGGAAACGUGCUCUAUAGCAUCAGGCUGACUCUCAUUUUGUCCUGCCCGAUGGACCUCAAGAACUUCCCCAUGGACAUCCAGACCUGCACCAUGCAGCUGGAGAGCUUUGGCUACACCAUGAAUGACCUCGUGUUUGAGUGGCUGGAAGAUGCUCCUGCUGUCCAAGUGGCUGAGGGGUUGACUCUGCCCCAGUUUAUCCUGCGGGAUGAGAAGGAUCUAGGCUAUUGUACCAAGCACUAUAACACAGGGAAAUUCACCUGCAUCGAGGUUAAGUUUCACCUGGAACGACAGAUGGGCUACUAUCUGAUUCAGAUGUAUAUCCCCAGCCUACUCAUCGUCAUCCUGUCCUGGGUUUCCUUCUGGAUCAACAUGGAUGCUGCCCCUGCCCGGGUGGGCCUAGGCAUCACCACUGUGCUCACCAUGACAACUCAGAGCUCUGGCUCCCGGGCCUCUUUGCCUAAGGUGUCCUAUGUGAAGGCAAUUGACAUCUGGAUGGCGGUAUGCCUGCUCUUUGUGUUCGCUGCCCUGCUGGAAUACGCUGCUGUCAAUUUUGUCUCCCGUCAGCAUAAGGAAUUCAUGCGACUUCGAAGAAGGCAGAGGUGCCAUCGCAUGGAGAAAGAUAUCAUCCGAGAAAGUCGCUUUUAUUUCCGUGGCUAUGGCCUGGGCCACUGCCUGCAGGCAAGAGAUGGAGUUCCAAUAGAAGGCUCUGGAAUUUAUAGCCCUCAACCUCCAGUCCCUCUUCUAAGGGAAGGAGAAACCCUGCGGAAACUCUACGUGGACCAGGCCAAGAGGAUUGACACCAUCUCCCGGGCUGUCUUCCCUUUCACUUUCCUCAUCUUCAACAUCUUCUACUGGGUCGUCUAUAAAGUGCUACGGUCAGAAGAUAUCCACCAGGCACUGUGAACAGGAGCUAAAGAGUCCAGCUGUUGGCUUCCUGCUUCCUCCUGAGUGGGCUUUCCCCUUCCAUUAGAUUCCAUCAAGGGCUUGGACUGUUCCUUCCUGACCUCCCACCCAGUUUAACAGCCAAUCCCAAAGCUAUAUGGGUCCACAGCGCAUGGCGCCAAUGGUGGCUGUGCUUAGAAAGAAGGCUUAUCUACCCCAUUCUAGAUUUUCUCCAUGCUAUCCUAUUUCUCAUGAGAGUAAGAUCCGGCCAUGUUCCUGGAGUCAGGAUGACCUUCUUCCCUGGCUGCAACUUCUCUGUUUUUCCAUUUUCCAGUGGAGAAUAUUCAGGCCACUGCUACUAGAUUCUGGCAUUUGUCAUCUUAAUCUGUACCAGUCUUUGCCCUGCCACCUCCUACCUGGCACCUGGCCUUUACUGUGCCCUCUGUCCCUCCUACCCCAGGCUCAAAGACGGUGUCUUUCCCACCCACAAGUGCUGCUCUGUGUGACCCAGUCAGGUUUCCUUGACUGUGGGAGGAAAGUAAAGGGAUAGAUUCCCCACCUCUCAGCAAGGUUGGAACAGGCUUCAGCUGUACCAGGGUAGGGCAUUGCAAAACAAGCCAAUAGAGAGGCCUUAAAGCUUCCUGUCAGAAUAGGGUCAGGAAUCUUGGACUCUCAGAAAAACCACCCUUCCAAAUCUACCUAAAUUUCCUGGUCUCAGAAACAUUUUAUUCCCUAACUAGCACAGUGGCAGGGUGUGUUUGACUGUUGUGGAGUGUAAAGAGAAAAAUGCUGGAGUUCCCAUUAUGGCUCAGCAGGUUAAAGACCCAACGUUAUCUCUGUGAGGAUGGGGGUUUGAUCUCUGGCCUGGCUGAGUGGGUUAAGGAUCUGGCAUUGCUGCAAGCUACAGUGUAGGUCACAGAUGCGGGUCAGAUCUGGUGUUGCCAUGGCUGUGAUGCAGGCCAACAGCUGCAGCUCUGAUUUGACCUCUAGCCUGGGAACUUCCAGGUGCUGCAGGUGCAGCUGUUAAAAGAAAAAAAAAAGACAGAAAAAUGCUGGAGUUCCCUGGUGGCCUAGUGGGUUUAGGGGUCCAUCUUUGUCACUGCUGUGGCUCAGGUUUGAUCCCUGGUCUAGGUACUUCUGCAUGCCACUGGCAUGGUGAGAGAGACAGAUAAAUGCUUAAGUCUUCAAGAAAGUAAUUUGAUGAUGCUAGAAAGUUUUCAAGAAAAGCGAGCUCCAAGGAAGUAGGACCCAGGAGGAGAGUAUACAGAAACUCUCCUCAGAGAGUCUUCUGUUGGUUGGGAUUUCAUUUGUUUCUUCUUUUUCUCCGAAGUCUCUUUAUUUCCCAGGACCCCUCAUUUUCAACUUGCUCCUUCACCUCCUUUCAAUGAGGAAAUAAUACUGCCAUGCAACCUUAUCUGGGAUAACACAGGCUUUGAGGUGUCUGGGAAGAAGAUAGGUAUAGAGGACCCCUAUCCUGGACAAACGUUGACCUGGCCAGUCUCAGGAUGGAGUUGUAGCAAUUAGAAAACCAUAAGUUGGAGUUAUUUCUUAACCCUUUUCUUGCUUCCCUUCUCCUUCCACAGUAUGGAGGGAGAGCAGUCAGUUGAAGCUACCAGAAAUGUCAGAAUAGAGAGAGCAUGGAAGAGCCCAUCUCAGGCCUGAAAUACCACUGGGACAAGAGGAAGCAUGGACCUGGAUACCCUGAAUCCUUUGAAUAACCCAACUGUGAGGACCUGAAAAGGGGGUGAUUAAAUUGCAGGGAUAGGGAGUUCCCGUUGUGGCUCAGUGGUAACCAACCAGAAUAGUGUCCAUGAGGACUUGGGUUCAGUCCCUGGCCUUGCUCAGUGAGUAAAGGAUCCAGCUUUGCCGUGAGCUGUGGUGUAAGUCAUAGAUGUGGCUUGGAUCCUGUGUCGCUGUGGCUGUGGCGUAGGCUGGCAGCUGCAGCUCUGAUUUGACCCUUAGCCUGGGAACUUCCAUAAGCCGCCGGUGCAGCCUUAAAAAAUAAAAUAAAUAAAAUAAAGUGCAGGGCUAAACAGCUGGAACACAGAGGUGAUCAAAUGAUCUCUUAAACGUCUUGUCCUUUUCUCUGGACCUAGAAUAUUUAACUAUGUGUGUCCAAACUCUCUCUCUCUCUCAUCUUUCUCCCUCCCUACACUCCCUCCCUUCCUAAAAAAUGAUGUUCAAAAUUGAAAGUCAAUAAAUCCAAUGACUAAAG